Molecule: messenger RNA, 2007 nt
Organism: Capsicum annuum
Lineage: Eukaryota; Viridiplantae; Streptophyta; Magnoliopsida; Solanales; Solanaceae
Product: exocyst complex component EXO70H1
Exons: 1
Coding region: 36-1907 (623 amino acids)
Biological process (GO): exocytosis
Cellular component (GO): exocyst
Molecular function (GO): phosphatidylinositol-4,5-bisphosphate binding
Source: RefSeq, a predicted model, not a curated record
ACCCCCUCAAACUAUUCCAUUACUAUUUCCCUCAAAUGAGGACUCUCUUUUUCUCAUCAUCAAAAUCAUCUUCUUCACAUGAUUAUUCAUCAUCUCCAUCAUCCAUCAUCUCUAGUACUCACACUUUUUGUGAAUCUUUAAUUGAGGAAACAAUACAAAAUUCUCAAUCAAUUAUCACAAAAUGGGACCUUGAUCCAUCCUCAGCCUCCGCCUCUUACAACAGAGUUGCUAAUCUGUUUCGUGAUCAUCCUGAAGAAGCCAAACGCCUUCUUAAAGCUGUUAAAGACUUACAACACGCGAUGCAAUUCGUUAUCAAAGAUAGUUCAAACUCUAAAGUCCUGGUUCGAGCUCAUGAUCUCAUGCAAAUUGCCAUGAAGAGACUUCAGAAAGAAUUCUACACUAUUUUAUCAGGGAGUAGCUACUUUCUUGAUCAUGAAACUGUGUCGUCAUCAAGGCAUUCAAGAUCAUCAAUUGAAAACGAAGUUUUGGGAUUUGUCAUGGCUGAUUUGAAAUCCAUUGCUGACUGUAUGAUUAAUGCUGGUUAUGGAAAAGAAUGCGUAAAAAUUUACAAACUUAAUCGAAAAUCAGUCAUCGAUGAGACUUUAUAUAACUUGGGAAUAGGAAAAUUGAGCAGUUCGCAGGUUCAGAAAAUGGAUUGGGAGUUACUAGAGAUAAAAAUCACCAAUUGGUUGAGCUCCGUGAAAGUUGCUAUUAAUGCUUUGUUCUGUGGAGAAAAGAUUCUCUGCGAUUACGUGUUCUCUUCCUCUGACAACAUCAGAGAAUCGUGUUUCUCGGAGAUUGCUAAAGAUGGUGCUUUGUCUCUGUUCUUGUUUCCGGAAAUGAUGAUGAAAUACAAGAAGAAGUUGUUGUCACUGGAGAAAAUGUUUAGAAUUUUAGAUCUUUAUGAUGCUGUUUACGAGGUCUGGAUUGAACUGGAACUGAUGUUCAGUUCUGAUUUGAUACCGGUAGUCGAAGCUAAAGCAAUGUCAUUACUGGGUAAGCUUGGUGAUGCUGUAAGAGCUAUGUUGUUGGAGUUUGAAACAGCCAUUCAGAAAGAUUCAUCCAAGGUGGUGCAGGGUGGGGGAAUUCACCCGUUAACUCGGUACGUAAUGAAUUACCUUGUUUUCCUUGGUGAUUAUAGUGGGGCGAUGUGUGGUAUAAUCGUCGAUUACUCCCCAGUGUCAUUACAAAUGAUACCAGAGUCUUGCUGCUUGAGUCCAACAUCGGGGGAUGGGAACUCUUCCCCAUCCCCUGCUAUUGUAGUACGGCUCGCGUGGCUCGUUCUGGUCCUUCUAUGUAAACUUGAUGGUAAAACACAACUAUACAAGGACGUGGAGUUGUCUUAUUUGUUCUUGGCGAACAACUUAAACUACGUUGUUUCGAAAGUUAGGGAAUCGAACUUGAAGCUCAUACUUGGAUCUGAAUGGAUUUCGAAGCAUGAAAUGAAGGUGAAGGAGUACAUGUCAAAGUACGAAAGGAUAGGGUGGAGCAAAGUUUUUACCGCUGCAUCAAUACCUGAGAAUCUUACCAGUGAAAUUUCAUUGACUGAAGUGAAGGAAUGCUUUAAUAAAUUUAACUCGAGUUUUGAGGAUGUAUGUCGAACACAAAAUUCAUGGGUCAUACCUGACUCGAAACUUCGUGACCAAGUCAAACUAUCAUUGGCUAGUAAGAUUGUUCCUAUGUAUCAAGUGUUCUACGAGAUGUAUCGUGGAGAAUUAGCGCGGACUGGCACAGAAAUGGAAUCAAUUGUUCGAUAUGCCCCUGAUGAUUUACAAAAUUACUUAUCGGAUUUAUUUUACAGUGUUAGUGUUUCGGAUGGUAGUAUGAGAUGGAGUGGAUCAUAUUUAACGUCAACAUCAUCGUCCUUAUCAAAAGGUGACACAAAAGAGAAGAGUUUGUGUAGAUAAAAUGAAAAAUGAUUUGUUAAUUUUGUAUGUAUUGUGCAGAGAAAUGUUAUACUGAAUGGUACUGACUAAGUAAACUAAAUAUACAUCACUUUGUCUUAUA